UUGUCCAGUGAUAUCAAAAGAAAAAUAUAUCAGCUUUUUACUUAGUAGACAGUGGUGGACAGUUGGACACUUUAAUUAAAUUAUCAAUCAUCUAAUUUUAAUCCUCCUUCAUUGAUUGAUACCUGAUGCUUUUAUUCAUUUUAAAAUCAAGUUUAUUCUCCUGUUCUCCAUCAAUUUCAUCAACCAGAUUCCAACUGCACAUGCGUGUAUGUGUUGUAAAUCUCAUCUUCAAUACCAUUGGUCAAAAUGAUACUUUGUAAACGGACAUUCACAUCAUCAUCAUCAUCAUAAUGACGAUUGACAACUGGUGGGGACUAGUGGGGACGUGGUACCCACGUCGUUUACUUUCAUAAUACACUUUCAGUCUUUCCUAUUGGAAAUUUUUUUUUUAAAGAAAUAUAUACUGUAUACAUUGUGGUUAUAUAUUUUUCAUCUAUUUAUCUAGUGUUGAUAGUUUUGAUGGAAUAAUAGACAAUAGUUACAAGUGACGUGUAGCAACGUGUAGUGUCACUGACACAGAUGUUAAUGGAUACUAGACACUUCAUAAUGUGCACCCGUGAAUAAUCGCAUCAUCAUCAUCAAAACUACAGUUAUUGACUUGCUCGGUGUAUGAUGACAAAUCAAAAUUACAAAAAGUUGUAUUAAUCAGAUUUAUGUGUGCAAAAAAAAAAAUCACAAUCAGCAGUUAGCAAGAAAAAAAAUAAACACUCAUUAUAAAAAUUAAAAAGGAAUGAAAUUAAAUUUUCCAUAAUUAAAAAUAAGAAAAAACAAAGUAAAUUAUUAAAUAUGUUUCGAUCAAAAAUACGUAUUCAUACAUGUCAAGUAAUAUUAUUGACAUCAAUGGUAUGGUUUUUAGUUGAUGUUAUUGUAUUAAUGUUAUACUCAGAUUGUAUUAGUAGCAAUGGCUGGGGUUGUACUGACAAUAAACAAACAACAAAUGAAAAUGACAAUAUUAAUUUUGCUGAAUUAAAAAAUGACAUUGAAUCAUCAACAAAACAUGAUCGUUAUCAUUAUAAACAAUUUGAAUUACAAUUAUGGAGACCAGCAAAAGUAAUACGUGAAAGUAAAGAUAAACCUGGUGCAUUAGGUGCUGCUGUUGAAAUACCACCAGAAGAAAGUGCUAAACAACAAGAACUGUUUAAAUUAAAUCAAUUUAAUUUAAUGGCUAGUGAUAUGAUUGCAUUAAAUCGUUCAUUAAAAGACGUACGUUUAGAAGGUUGUAAAUCUAAAAAAUAUCCAAAAUAUUUACCAACAACAAGUAUUGUUAUUGUAUUUCAUAAUGAAGCAUGGAGUACAUUAUUACGUACUGUUUGGUCUGUCAUUAAUAGAUCACCACGUGCUUUACUUAAAGAAGUUAUACUUGUUGAUGAUGCAAGUGACAGAGAACAUCUUAAACAAGAUCUUGAAGAUAUUGUUAAAACUUUACCAGUUCCAACUUAUGUUUAUAGAACAGAAAAACGUUCUGGUCUUAUUAGAGCACGUCUUCUUGGUGCAAAACAUGUAAAAGGUCAAGUUAUAACAUUUUUAGAUGCUCACUGUGAAUGCACAGAGGGUUGGCUUGAACCAUUAUUAUCAAGAAUUGUUGAAAAUAGAAAAACAGUUGUUUGUCCAAUUAUUGAUGUUAUUAGUGAUGAUACUUUUGAAUAUAUAACAGCAUCUGAUAUGACAUGGGGUGGCUUCAAUUGGAAACUCAAUUUUAGAUGGUAUCGUGUUGCACAACGAGAAAUGGAUAGACGUAAUAAUGAUAGAACAGCACCAUUGAGAACACCAACAAUGGCUGGUGGUUUAUUUUCAAUCGAUAAAGAUUAUUUCUAUGAAUUGGGAUCGUACGAUGAAGGUAUGGAUAUUUGGGGUGGUGAAAAUCUCGAGAUGAGCUUCAGGAUAUGGAUGUGUGGUGGGUCAUUGGAAAUAGCAACUUGCUCUCAUGUUGGACAUGUUUUUCGUAAAUCAACACCGUACACUUUUCCUGGUGGUACGAGUAAAAUUGUUAAUCACAACAAUGCCCGUCUUGCUGAAGUAUGGUUGGAUCAAUGGAAGUACUUCUAUUACAACAUUAAUCCAGGAGCUCGUAAUGUGCCUGUUGGUGAUGUUUCGAAACGAAUUGAAUUACGAGAAAAUCUUAAGUGUAAAAGUUUUAGAUGGUAUUUGGAAAAUAUUUAUCCUGAAUCACCAAUGCCACUGGAUUAUUAUUACUUGGGUGAUGUUAAAAAUAUUGAAAUGAGAACUUGUUUAGAUACAAUGGGUAGACGAACAAAUGAAAAUGUUGGCCUGAGUCAUUGUCAUGGUCUAGGUGGUAAUCAAGUGUUUGCUUACACAAAAAGAAAUCAAAUUAUGUCUGAUGACAUGUGUCUUGAUGCAGCAAGUGCACAAGGCCCAGUUAAAAUUGUACGUUGUCAUGGAAUGAGCGGAAAUCAAGCAUGGACAUAUGAUAAAGAUACAAGGAUGAUUAAACACAACAACACUGGUUAUUGUUUAACAAUACCAAAAACAGGAGAUUCAUCAAUGCCUGUAUUGUCACCAUGUGAUACUCAUGCACUUCGACAAAAAUGGAUAAUGCAAAGUAAAUUUAAAUGGCAAGCAAGCUAAUACUUGAUUAAUCAAGUGUAAUAUUUCACGCAAUAAUUGUUAAUGUAUUUUAUCAAAUUCUAAUACCAAGGCAAGUCCUUGAAUAACUUUGAGAGCGUGAUAAAUUGAGUGUAUUUUGUGUGAAUGAUUUAUUUCAACUUGUUGAUUAGUUAUGAUGAAUAUUUUUUCUUCUUCCUGCAAAUACUGGGUACAUUCCAGGGUAGAGUAUGUAAUGCCUUCCUUUUUUUUUUUUUAAAUAGCAUUAUUGUACAUAAAAUGACCAUAAAAAAAAAUAAUACCACUUUUAUAAAUUACAUUUAUCUCUACAGUAUGUAGAUUUAUAUACGAUAGUCUAAAUAAAAUAUUUGUUUUUCAAAGAUAGAUAAAAAAAUGCAUAUCAAAUCAUUGUUGAAUUAUUAUUAACAUAAAUUAUCUAUUUAAAAUUCAUAAUGGAAAAGUGCAAUGAGUCAAAUAGAUAUUACAUUAAAACAUUUCAAUAAUAAUAAUUGCUUAAUUUUAUAAGAUUUUUAAAUAUAUAAAUUUUUUUAAUAAUAUUAAAAUAAAUAUUGAUUUUUAAUGAUCCAUAUUCAAUUGCAUUUUUUUUUUUUUUUUCUUUUUUGUUAUCUAGUUAUCACAUUAAAAAAAUUUGAAUUUUUUCACGAUUAUAAAUAUGGACAACUGUACUUAAUAAUUUGAUUAUUAAUUUUGACUACUGGAUGAUAAAUUGAAAAAAAAAAUAUAUAUAUAUAAUAAUUUACUCCGUCCUCAUGUAAAAAAAGAAAGGAAAUUUUAUUGACUGAGUUCUUUAAUAUUUAAAUAUUGUCUACAUAAUUUUUGUAUGGAAUGAGUGCAUUGAAUUAUUGAAGUUUAAAAAUAUAGCUUUGUGUUAAGGUGACAGUAUUUAUUUUUGUACAUCAUCAAAUUGAGUAAACAUAUUAGAAGAAAAGAAACAAUUUUUGUUACAAGUGUUUGCGUUUUGUAAAUUCAUUAAAAAUAUAUUAUUAACUUGGGGAUAUAAAAAUAGUUAAAUAAAUGCUGCCAAAUUGUCAAUUAUUAAGUUGUAAAAUCAAGAAACAAAAGUACCCAGUUGAAAGAUAAAAAAGAACAACAAAAAAUGAACAAUAAAUUUCUAAAUAAAAUCAAAUGAAAUUAUUGUAAAUUCACAUUGUAUAUUUUAAUUGUUUUAAGAUUUUUAACGUCAAGAUAAAUCCAUACUAACAUUUUUUUUAUAAUAUAUAAACAAAAAAGUACAACAAUAUGGCAGUAUUUAAUUUAAUUUUAAAAGAAAUUAUGCAAAACAUUUGAUGCAAAAUAAAUAAAUAUAUCUUUCUCUAUCGCUAGUAUAUAAUGUACAUUAAUGUGAAUUAAUUUCACAAAUUAUUCAAGCUUGUGUACAGAGAUUUAAUAUCAAACAUUAUUACAACAAUUUUGUUAUAGAAAAAUGAUAAUUAAUCUUUUAUAAAUAAAGUAAAAUUUAAAAAAUUUA
Messenger RNA from Aphidius gifuensis, 4051 nucleotides. RefSeq names its product polypeptide N-acetylgalactosaminyltransferase 5 (gene Pgant5). The coding region runs from base 787 to 2586 and encodes 599 amino acids. Gene Ontology annotation, cellular component: Golgi apparatus. The transcript is spliced from 8 exons. Lineage: Eukaryota; Metazoa; Arthropoda; Insecta; Hymenoptera; Braconidae. The record is from RefSeq and is a predicted model, not a curated record.